This is a messenger RNA of Saccostrea echinata, 708 nucleotides long. RefSeq names its product germ cell nuclear acidic protein-like. The coding region runs from base 1 to 708 and encodes 235 amino acids. Lineage: Eukaryota; Metazoa; Mollusca; Bivalvia; Ostreida; Ostreidae. The record is from RefSeq and is a predicted model, not a curated record. The transcript has 2 exons.
AUGGCAGAUUCAACAGAAAAGCAUGUGUGCUUAGAAAUUAACAAAUCUGUGGGAUGCUUCCUGUGUCUGUCAUGGAAGAGUUGCAGAGAAGAGAAGGGUACCCAAAAGCCUACUAGAAGGACAGAAAGACAGACAGAAGAGAAGGGUACACAAAAGCCUACUAGACAGACAGAAAGACAGACAGAAGAGAAAGGUACACAAAAGCCUACUAGACAGACAGAAGGACAGACAGAAGAGAAAGGUACACAAAAGCCUACUAGACAGACAGAAGAACAGACAGAAGAGAAAGGUACACAAAAGCCUACUAGACAGACAGAAGAACAGACAGAAGAGAAAGGUACACAAAAGCCUACUAAACAGACAGAAGAACAGACAGAAAAGAAGGGUACACAAAAGCCUACUAGACAGAAAGAAGGACAGACAGAAGAGAAAGGUACACAAAAGCCUACUAGACAGACAGAAGGACAGACAGAAGAGAAAGGUACACAAAAGCCUACUACACAGACAGAAGGAUAUACAGAAGAGAAGGGUACCCAAAAGCCUACUAGACAGUCAGAAGGACAGACAGAAGAGAAAGGUACACAAAAGCCUACUAGACAGACAGAAGAACAGACAGAAGAGAAGGGUACACAAAAGCCUACUAGACAGACAGAAGGACAGACAGAAGAGAAGGGUACACAAAAGCCUACUAGACAGACAGAAGGAUAG